Messenger RNA from Frankliniella occidentalis (western flower thrips), 1626 nucleotides. Its product is annotated as alpha-tocopherol transfer protein-like. The coding region runs from base 200 to 1102 and encodes 300 amino acids. The record is from RefSeq and is a predicted model, not a curated record. Lineage: Eukaryota; Metazoa; Arthropoda; Insecta; Thysanoptera; Thripidae. The transcript is spliced from 7 exons. Gene Ontology annotation, molecular function: phosphatidylinositol bisphosphate binding. Gene Ontology annotation, cellular component: membrane.
GCGACGGAGCCGUCGUCGUGGUGAUGCGAGAGGACCGCUUGGGACGGCGCGGUGGUAACAGUAACGCGGGCGGUCGCCGCCGCUGCCAGACUCUGCCGGACUCACGCGGACGCUCUACGAGGCCCGGGAUCCCCCUUCGAGGACGCGGGAAGCACUGCGCGCCAUUCUCGUUGUUGUGCACGUUAAUCAGCAGAGCGCCAUGGACGUGGAGGACCCCCAGAUGGCGGCCGUGGUGGCCAACUUCUUCGACCUGGGGAAGGCCAUCGCCGCCGACCCGGACCUCUCCAACGAGAAGCUGAGCGAGCUGCGCAAGUGGUCCGAGGGCCGAGGAGACGAGAUCUUCCCCGGCAUGACAGACAUGCAGCUGCUCCUGUUCCUACAGUCGUGCUACGGCGACCUAGAGAAGACCAAAGAGUGCAUGAUAAAAUACUUCCACUGCAUCCUGGACGUGCCGCAGUUCUUCGAUCACUGGGACGUGGAUCGCGACCAGAUCAAGCAGGGCCUGGACACAGUGUUCUACGCGCCAAUGCCUAAGCUGUCGCCAAAGAACCACCUGAUGAUCUUGUGCAGAUUCAGGCAUACGGAUGCGUCCAAGUACGUCUUCUCGGACGGCUCGAGAAUAUUCAUGAUGACGUCGGAGGCGCAGUUCCUGGUGCGCGGGCCGCAGGAGGGGCUGUCCGUCGUCAUGGACAUGACCAACAUGUGCUUCAGCCACCUGUGGCGCUUCCCCGUGCCGCUGGUGCGGCGCUUCAUCGGCAUGAUCCAGGAGGGCAUGCCCGUGCGCCUCAAGGAGAUCCACAUCGUCAACUGCAGCUACUUCCUGCCCACCCUCAUGUCCUUCCUCAAGCCCUUCAUGAAGAAGGAGCUCGCUGACCUGAUCCAGUGCCACUCGGGCGCCAUGGACUCUUUCCACGAGCAGUUCCCCGCGGAGUACUUACCCACCGAGCUCGGAGGCACGGCGGGCACCUUCCAGGAGCAUCACGAUAACAACGUGCGGCUGCUGGCGAAGCUGAAGCCGCUGUGGACGGCCAAAGACAAGUGGUCGGCGGCGCAGCGGCUGGACCGGGACAAGGGCAGCGACAGCAACAGCGACAGCGACUGAGUCGUGAACAGACGGGCAAACGCCUCUACGCGCAUCGCGAAACUCUGACAAUUUGUAAAAGUCUGUAAGUGUGUGAGGCGACUCGAACGAGUGCGUGCGUGUGUGGGUGUUGAUGCUAGCUUACAAACUACGUGAGCCAACCAUGACAUUACACAGGGGGGAACAUGAACGCCAUGGAGUGUUCUCUUGUAUGUUGUGCAUACGAGUAGAACCAUAUAGAACCAAUUGUUUAUUCUUUUUCAUCAGAGGAACCAAGAAGUGUGGAAAACGGGGUUGGUAUUGUGCUAUGCUAGCUGGCUCUGGCAAGCCCACGCCAAAAGUCUCCACUCCAUCCAUAGGAGGUGGCCCACAGAACAUAGACCACUGUUUCUUUUGCAGUUAUACUGUGCGGGUUUUCAUGUCGUAUAACUAGGAAAGAGACGGGGACAAUGAGCAUCAAAGUGAAGAAUUAUGCUAAAUGAUAAUUAUUUUUUAGCAAUAAAUGUUGUUGUACAUAUAUUUUUAUAUAAAACACAAAACGAAAA